UUUCCAUUUCCCAAAGCGGGAAAAGGAAACGCCAAAAACGCUCAAAAAGCACCGCUCUACUCUGUACAGCCAGAUACUGAUUCCGCACCGGAGACAUGAGGGGCAAAGCUCGUCGCCGACCGACGGAAUCUUUCAAUCCGCAACCUACGCCGGACCGCCGCCAGUUCCCUUUCUCCACCUCUGUCGCUAACACUUCCCGUGACUCCGAUGCCAGCUUUGCCAGUAGCCGACCUUCCACUAUCGGCGUCGGCAGAUCUUCCGAGCUCUAUACCGAUCGAGCACACCAAAACUCGGCGAUUCGCUCAAUCAAUACAUACCUCUCAUCCCACUCGUCGCUUCUCUCGUUGAAAACGCAUCCUAUCUCCUCCGCUAAGGAGAUCACCGAAGUCCUCCAGUUCCUCCUCCACCAACUGGAUUAUCCUUCUACGAAGCUCGAGGACGAUUUGUUCAUAAUCUUGAAAUCUCUGAAUUGCCCUUUUAAGGUCAUCAAAUCUACUCUCCGUGCCCCUAAUACUCCUCAUAACUGGCCUUCAUUUCUUGCAGUAAUCCACUGGCUAGUCCAAAUUGCGAUGUAUAAGGAGCAUUUAGCAGCAAAUUCGAGGUCUCAUGUGGAAAAUAAUGGUAUGCUCGUAUAUGCAUUUAACAGUUAUUUGAGUUAUAUUCGCGGGGAUGAUGACUCAGUGGAGGCAUUGGAUAGAGAGUUCAUGGAGAAACUGGAGAGAGAAAGGGAUAGCGUGCUUGAAAGUGUGAAGGUUUUGGAGUCCAAUUUUAAUGAACUUUCUGCGAAAGCAGAGGCUAUGAGGAAGGGACCUACAGAGAUAGAGAGGCUGGAGAAAGAGAGAAGUGUGUUAGAGGAGGAUGUGAAAAAGUUCCAUGCUAUGAUUUCAGAGUUCAAUCAGAGGAUUGAGGGUAUGGAAAAGCUCUUGGAAGAGAAAAGAAAAGAACUGGAUGCUAAAGUGGAGGAGAGGAAGAGGAUUAUUGAGGAGAAUGAGGAUUUGAAGAAGAGGGUGGAUGAACAAAGUUUUAAUUUGAGGGAUGCAGAGAGGAUGAAGAGGGAAUUGCAAGCAGUGGAGAGAGAUAUUGGAGAGGCAGAGGCUGCAAGGAAUUCAUGGGAGGAGAAGAUGUGGGAUCUUGAUGCUGCAAUUGGACAUAAAUUUAAGGAGCUUGAAGCACUUUCCAUGGAGUGUAACCAGGCUGCUAGGAGAUUAAAGCUCGGAAAUGGCUUUCAGUAUGUGUUGAAUGCUGAGGGUUCUACACCUGCUCAGGUUAUGGGAAUUGACUACAAAUCUACGGUAAAGCCGGGACUAGAAUCCUUUGCUGAUGACAUAAAAAAGAACUCUAUGGCAAAACUGGAAGAGUUGAUUUCACUUCAACAAGAAUCAUCAGAAUUGACUGCUAAGAUUGAGGGCAAAAAGAAUCGUAUUGCUGCGCUUCAAUCUAAUAUUGAUGAAGUUGAAGCUCAAUUGAACUCUUCGAGGAAAGAAACAGAGGAGUAUGCCAAUAGAUGUGCAGUGGAAGCUACAAAGCUGGUGCAGGAUGUUCAAAUGGAAGCUCAUAACUUGGAUGUUUUGGAAAGAGAAGCAGCAGAGUUUCUGAAGGAUUCGGAAAAAAAGUUGCAGGAAGCAAUAAAAAGAAGUGAAGAAGAAAUUCAGAUGCAUGCACGAGAACUAUUUACAGUGGUGGAUGCGGUCUCAAAAUACAAGGAACAUAUGGAAGCAAAAAUUUCAGAGAUGAAAAACAAGCUGUCAGAAACCGCAGUCUCUGUCUCUGGAGCUUACAAGCGUUCCUUGCCUGCGCAAUUCGGUAUUAGCUUGGAUGCCAUCCACACAACCUAAUUGAUGGAUCUUUCUUCUUUUUAUUUUGUGUAUGCUGAAGACAUAUUAUUGCCGUUCAUACACAAUAAGCGAGAAGUCGGCUUCCAACAGCUUUUGGCACAGAAUGUAGGAGAUGGUUUGUGUUUUGUAGUUUUAUAUUUCUUAUGAAGCCAAUAGCUGCAGGGACUUGAUUGUGUAAUUUUUUUGUGCAAGUUGAAGAUUCUUAAUCUAGGCAUGUUGCGGGGAA
Messenger RNA from Manihot esculenta (cassava), 2061 nucleotides. Its product is annotated as kinetochore protein NDC80 homolog. Gene Ontology annotation, biological process: attachment of mitotic spindle microtubules to kinetochore. The transcript is spliced from 4 exons. Lineage: Eukaryota; Viridiplantae; Streptophyta; Magnoliopsida; Malpighiales; Euphorbiaceae. Bases 96 to 1835 code for a protein of 579 amino acids. Gene Ontology annotation, cellular component: Ndc80 complex. The record is from RefSeq and is a predicted model, not a curated record.